UAGUACCAUAGUUUUACUUUGUAAAGGAAUGAUUAUUUUAUUUGAGAAAUAUUUAUUAUAAAAAAAAUCAAUUAUACGCAGUUUACUUGUUAGCUAUUUCUAGCUUUUUUUCGCUGUACCCAAGAAUAAUGCCAUGUUUCCGCUUUCAGCUCAGUCGUAUAUUCUGAAAGAGAAAAUUGGUUCGGGAUCUUUUGGUAUCGUUUGGAGGGCAAUUGAGAAAUCGUCUGGUGCUACUUUAGCAGUCAAGCAGAUUGAUUUGGAAGCCUCUGUGGAUGACACAAGUGAAAUUGAACAGGAAGUUCAUAUGCUUUCAAAUUGUAGUCAUCCUAAUGUUAUUAAAUAUUACGGAUGCUUCGUCCAAGGACACGUUCUUUGGAUUCUUAUGGAACAUAUGGAUGGAGGUUCUGUUUCUGGGCUGUUAAAAAAGCAAGGCUUGGAAGAAAAAACGAUCUCAAUAAUCUUAAGGGAAACCUUGAAGGGUCUAACUUAUCUACACGAUCAAAAUAAAAUUCACAGGGACAUAAAAGCUGCAAAUAUACUCUUGUCAUCCACGACUGGUGAAGUUAAACUUGCUGACUUUGGUGUGGCUGCCCAACUUUCAAAUGCCGCUUCCAGACGAUAUACCUUCGUAGGGACCCCUUUUUGGAUGGCCCCAGAAGUAAUACAACAAACUAGCUAUGGAACAGCAGCAGAUAUCUGGUCUUUAGGAAUUACGGCUAUAGAGAUGGCAGAAGCAGCUCCUCCCAGAGCAACAAUGCAUCCUAUGCGUGUUAUAUUUGAAAUUCCACAAUCGGAACCGCCAAAGCUUUCCUCCAAUUACAGUCUGGAAUUUCGAGACUUUGUGUCUCGUUGCUUAAAACUUCAUCCUGCUUCUCGUCGUUCUUCGUCGUCUCUUCUAGACCAUCCGUUUAUAAAAGGCUCAGGAAAAGUUGAGUUUCUGAUACCCUUACUUUUGGAAAACAAAAUCCUUAAUGAAGUAGAACAAAAUUCCGAAGAUGAUCUUGAUCCAGGAACUACUAACACUAUAAAACAACCAAACUCCACGACACAUCUGAAAAAUAGUACCAUUGAUGACGGUUGGAACUUUGAAGAAACGGUUCGCAUUAGUUCUCCGCAUGAAACUAAAAAGAAUCUCUCCGUCGAGACAACAAAACCGCAGAAAACCGAGACGUCUAAUUCAGAUUUUACUUUUUCAUCUUUGCAUCCCAAUGAAGCCGAUCUUACUUUGAAAAGGCCCAGAAAUCAGACCAUCAAAGAAAACUCCACUGGUACAUCUCAUUUUAUUAAACAUCCUCAUCCACGAAACCUUGCGGUUACAUGCUUUGACUCUAUAGUUUCUACAAUUCUUUCAGAUCCAAAUUUGUCUGCAGAUCAAAGGUCCUCUCUGAAGUUGUUGGGUUCUACGUUCGACUCGUUGGAUGAAGAUACAUCUUCCCGUCUAAUGAAAAGCUUUAUGUUUGACAGCAAGCUCAACCCAAAGAAAAAAAAACGAGGACCUAUAGCUCAACUUCUAUUCUCACGAUGGCUUGAAGAAACUGAUAAACGUCGAAACUCAAGUUACUCUUUUUCACCCGAGUAACGAAAUGUAUCUUAGAUGAUUGAAAGCAUAAUUUAUUCAUAGUACAUAUUAGUAAAUAUAUGUAAAAAUAGUAUAUAUAAUAACGAGAGUUAGAAAAUUAUGAAAUGCUUCGUAUGGCAUCUUGAACAUUCCAUUGAGACCCUAUUAGCACACGCUCAGCUUGUUCACGAUCCAAAGAAGUGU
Messenger RNA from Schizosaccharomyces octosporus yFS286, 1762 nucleotides. Its product is annotated as STE/STE20/YSK protein kinase Sid1. Gene Ontology annotation, biological process: protein phosphorylation; regulation of MAPK cascade; neuron projection morphogenesis. The record is from RefSeq and is a predicted model, not a curated record. NCBI's taxonomy places the organism in Eukaryota, Fungi, Ascomycota, Schizosaccharomycetes, Schizosaccharomycetales, Schizosaccharomycetaceae. Gene Ontology annotation, molecular function: ATP binding; protein serine/threonine kinase activity. The coding region runs from base 134 to 1579 and encodes 481 amino acids. The transcript has 2 exons. Gene Ontology annotation, cellular component: cytoplasm.